AAAUACCAAAUACCUUGGUCGAAAUGAUCGAGACAUCGUUACUCUUCUCGUUUGCCUGCAGCAAAAGUGGAUUUCAUGCUAGGAAUGAACACUGUCCUCAAUGAGAAACCAGUUUGAUACAUUUGGCUAGCCUCGUCUCUUUCCCAGAGUCAUUCUUCGCUCUCAAUCGAAUUUGUGCUUGAAACCUUCCAGACUGUGUCAGCUCCUUAUAAUGUCUGGUGCACGGCAAUCGUUUCCUGAUCCCAUUUCAUCACAUGUUUUGGAUACCUCAGCAGGAGUGCCAGGAAGAGAUAUUCCUAUUUCAUUGUGGAAGCUCAACCAACAAGAUGGGAAGUGGUUGGUAGUGGGCAACAGACAAAGUACCAACAAUGAUGGACGUGCAUCUGCUUUCUUGACCUGGGAUGAUUUUACCAUCGGCGUUUACAAGGCUCAUUUUGAAGUGGCUCCUUAUUUUCAAGGCAAAAACCAAGAAUCGUUCUUUCCAUUUUGUGAGAUUGUGUUCGAAGUCAAAAAUGCUGAUCAGCAUUACCACAUUCCUCUCUUGUUGAGUCCGUUUAGUUACACUACCUACCGUGGCAGCUAAAAAAAACACCCUUGUAUUAGAUUUGAGUAAUGGAAAUAAAAAGCCUGGGCCAUUCCAA
Molecule: messenger RNA, 641 nt
Organism: Tigriopus californicus
Lineage: Eukaryota; Metazoa; Arthropoda; Copepoda; Harpacticoida; Harpacticidae
Product: 5-hydroxyisourate hydrolase-like
Exons: 4
Coding region: 212-583 (123 amino acids)
Biological process (GO): purine nucleobase metabolic process
Molecular function (GO): hydroxyisourate hydrolase activity
Source: RefSeq, a predicted model, not a curated record